CAUCCUCACAUGGCUGAAUUCCCAGGAAGACUUGAGGGCCACCCCCCCCACCGCCCUCCAGGCACAGGGUGGCCAAGCUCGUCUCUUUAAGACGUUUCCUGCCAAAGAGGGUUAGGGUUUGGUGGGACCGUGGGGCACUGCCAGGUGCCGUGCUCCUUCCCUGACUAGAAGGUGUGGAUGAGGCAGGAUGAACUGGACAGGUUUGUACACCUUGCUCAGCGGCGUGAACCGGCAUUCUACUGCCAUUGGUCGAGUAUGGCUCUCGGUCAUCUUCAUCUUCAGGAUCAUGGUGCUGGUGGUGGCCGCAGAGAGCGUGUGGGGUGACGAGAAGUCUUCCUUCAUCUGCAACACCCUUCAGCCCGGCUGCAACAGCGUCUGCUAUGACCACUUCUUCCCCAUUUCCCACGUGCGCCUGUGGUCCCUGCAGCUGAUCCUGGUGUCCACCCCGGCUCUCCUCGUGGCCAUGCACGUGGCUCACCAGCAGCACAUAGAAAAGAAAAUGCUGCGCCUCGAGGGUCACGCGGACCCCCUGCACCUGGAGGAGGUGAAGAGGCACAAGGUCCACAUCUCAGGGACACUGUGGUGGACCUAUGUCAUCAGCGUGGUCUUCCGGCUGCUGUUCGAGGCCGCCUUCAUGUAUGUCUUUUAUCUGCUCUACCCCGGCUACGCCAUGGUGAGGCUUGUCAAGUGUGAGGCCUACCCCUGCCCCAACACCGUGGACUGCUUCGUGUCCCGCCCCACCGAGAAAACCGUCUUCACGGUCUUUAUGCUGGCCGCCUCGGGCAUCUGCAUCAUCCUCAACGUGGCCGAGGUGGUGUACCUCAUCGUCCGGGCCUGCGCCCGCCGAGCCCAGCGCCGCUCCAAUCCGCCCUCCCGCAAGGGCUCGGGCUUCGGCCACCGCCUCUCCCCUGAGUACAAGCAGAACGAGAUCAACAAGCUGCUGAGCGAGCAGGACGGCUCCCUGAAGGACAUACUGCGCCGCAGCCCCGGCACGGGGGCCGGGCUGGCUGAGAAGAGCGACCGCUGCUCGGCCUGCUGAUGCCGCACACCAGGCAACCUCCCAUCCCGCCCCCCCCUGCCCCGGGCCUGCCUCUCCUUCUCUGCCGGGGUGCAGGCCUCUGCCUGCUAGGCACUGCUCGAUCAAAAUCUCCCUUCCGUCCCUGGUUUCCCUUCCUCCCAGGACCUUCUGUCUGAGGGGCCGAAGGGGUGGGGAGCCGGAGGCCACCCAUGCCAGGGCUCAAGGUUGUUGGGGGUGUAGGCAGCGCUUCUUGUCUGUACCCCCUGUCCCCUUCCCUCUCCCUCUCCCUGGGGCCACUGGGGACAAGAGAUAGGAAGCUCUGACAGCAUCUCCAAUUAUGAAACUAAUCUUAACCCCGUGUUGUCAGAUACCCUAUUUCGGGAGUCACAUCAGUGGGGAGGGACGUGGGCAAGCGGAAUGGAAGGAGGGUGCUGGGUACAUGUGGGUGGAGAAGGGAGGGUAGUCAAGGCAAGAAAAGGAGGAACAGCACUUUGCCAGCCACAAGAAAAAGGAGGACAUGUCCGGGGUGGAGGAAUUAGGGAGGGAGGAGCAGGCAGAUAAGUUGGAGUGGGGGUUGGUCAGGGCCGCCUUUGCCUCUCGUUCCCAAGGCCUCUCUGUGCCUGAAAUGUUACACAUUAAACAGGAUUUUACAGUAAACGAA
Molecule: messenger RNA, 1679 nt
Organism: Ailuropoda melanoleuca (giant panda)
Lineage: Eukaryota; Metazoa; Chordata; Mammalia; Carnivora; Ursidae
Gene: GJB1
Product: gap junction protein beta 1
Exons: 2
Coding region: 188-1039 (283 amino acids)
Biological process (GO): cell-cell signaling
Cellular component (GO): connexin complex
Molecular function (GO): gap junction channel activity
Source: RefSeq, a predicted model, not a curated record